Messenger RNA from Hydra vulgaris (swiftwater hydra), 2143 nucleotides. RefSeq names its product V-type proton ATPase catalytic subunit A. Gene Ontology annotation, cellular component: lysosomal membrane; proton-transporting V-type ATPase, V1 domain. The record is from RefSeq and is a predicted model, not a curated record. Lineage: Eukaryota; Metazoa; Cnidaria; Hydrozoa; Anthoathecata; Hydridae. Gene Ontology annotation, biological process: ATP metabolic process; proton transmembrane transport. Gene Ontology annotation, molecular function: ATP hydrolysis activity; proton-transporting ATPase activity, rotational mechanism; ATP binding.
CUAAAUUAAGGCGGAAAUACGCUGCUUCAUUAGUCGGCUUUUCAGAACAACUUCUAACUUGGAGCCGUGUUAAUUUUGCUCACAUACCGUAUCUGUUAACGCUUGUAAAAAGACUUGAGUUCUUAAGGUUGCAUCAUUUUUAAAAUUAAAAUGGCUGGUGGAAUGGAUAGAGCUAAAGCCCUUCCUAAAAUUGCAGAUGAAGAAAGAGAAUCACGGUUUGGUUAUGUUUAUGGUGUGUCAGGGCCUGUUGUUAUUGCUAAUAAUAUGAGUGGAUCUGCUAUGUAUGAACUGGUACGUGUGGGAUAUAAUGAAUUGGUUGGUGAAAUUAUUCGACUUGAAAAUGAUAUGGCAACUAUUCAAGUAUAUGAAGAAACCUCUGGUGUAACAGUAGGAGAUCCUGUUUUACGAACAGGAAAACCAUUGUCUGUUGAGUUAGGACCUGGCAUUAUGGGUAGUAUUUUUGAUGGUAUUCAACGUCCAUUAAAAGAUAUUAGUGAUUUAACACAGUCUAUUUAUAUUCCUCGUGGUGUCAAUACCAAAUGUUUGAGUAGAUCCAUACAAUGGCCAUUUACUCCAGCAAAUAUAAAGAUUGGAAGUCAUAUAACUGGUGGAGAUAUAUAUGGUAGUGUAGUAGAAAAUACAUUAAUUUCCUCACACAAGAUUAUGCUUGCUCCUAAAGAACGUGGAACAGUUAGAUAUAUUGCUCCUGCAGGAAACUAUUCUGUAGAAGAUGUUAUUUUGGAAACAGAAUUUGAAGGUGAAAUCACAAAACACACAAUGCUUCAGGUAUGGCCUGUUCGUAACAUUCGUCCCGUUGCAGAUAAAUUAUCUGCUAACCAUCCUCUUUUAACUGGUCAACGUGUCUUAGAUGCUCUUUUUCCAUGCGUUCAAGGUGGAACAACCUGCAUACCUGGUGCUUUUGGUUGUGGAAAGACAGUAAUUUCACAAGCUCUUUCUAAAUAUUCUAACUCCGAUGUUAUUGUGUAUGUUGGUUGUGGUGAGCGAGGAAAUGAAAUGUCAGAAGUAUUGCAGGAGUUUCCAGAGUUAACAGUUGAAAUUAAUGGUGUUACUGAAUCUAUAAUGAAAAGAACAACACUUGUCGCAAAUACAUCAAACAUGCCUGUUGCUGCUCGUGAGGCAUCUAUCUACACAGGUAUUACUCUAUCAGAAUAUUUCAGAGAUAUGGGUUAUCAUGUCAGUAUGAUGGCUGAUUCAACUUCACGAUGGGCAGAAGCCUUGCGUGAAAUUUCAGGACGUCUUGCUGAAAUGCCUGCAGACAGUGGAUAUCCGGCCUACCUUGGUGCACGAUUAGCUUCAUUUUAUGAAAGAGCUGGUCGAGUUAAAUGUCUAGGAAAUCCUGAGCGAGAUGGCAGUGUCAGUAUUGUUGGAGCAGUAUCUCCUCCUGGUGGUGAUUUUGCUGACCCUGUCACAUCUGCCACUCUUGGUAUCGUACAGGUAUUUUGGGGUCUUGAUAAAAAAUUAGCUCAACGUAAACACUUCCCUUCAGUCAAUUGGUUAAUCAGUUACAGUAAAUACAUGAGGGCUUUAGAUGAGUUCUAUGAAAAAAAUCACCCCGACUUUCCUCCUCUUCGAACAAAGAUUAAAGAAAUUCUCCAGGAAGAAGAAGAUUUAUCAGAAAUAGUUCAACUUGUCGGAAAGAGUUCACUGGCUGAAUCAGAUAAAAUUACACUUGAAGUUGCUAAGCUAGUAAAGGAUGAUUUUCUACAGCAGAACGGGUAUACUCCAUAUGAUCGUUAUUGUCCUUUCUAUAAAACUGUUGGCAUGCUAAGUAACAUAGUUGCAUUUUACGAUUUGGCAAGACAUUCUGUUGAAGCAACGGCUCAAUCUGAUAACAAAGUUACAUGGGCUACUAUAAGGGAACAAAUGGGAGAUAACAUAUUGUAUGAAUUAACCUCGAUGAAAUUUAAGGACCCUGUCAAAGAUGGAGAAAAAAAGAUAAAAGAGGAUUAUGCAGAUUUGCUUGACCGCAUGCAGACAGCAUUCCGAAAUUUAGAAGAAUUUUAAAUUAACAAUUUUAACAACAGCUGCUAUUGAAAUAAAAAUUUUUAAAAACUUUUUUUCUGAAGUUAAAAUUGAUUUUAUGAAACUUUCUGCAUUUUUUCUGUAGUUUUGAUACAUUUGA